Molecule: messenger RNA, 3741 nt
Organism: Poeciliopsis prolifica (blackstripe livebearer)
Lineage: Eukaryota; Metazoa; Chordata; Actinopteri; Cyprinodontiformes; Poeciliidae
Exons: 17
Biological process (GO): monoatomic cation transport; regulation of DNA-templated transcription; positive regulation of interleukin-1 production
Molecular function (GO): DNA binding; channel activity
Source: RefSeq, a predicted model, not a curated record
CUGCGGCUGACGUCAGCGGCUGUGUGGAGGAGUAUAGGCUGUGCUGUCAGCCCAGUGUCAGUCUGAUGAAGAUUGGCAUGCAGGCUGUGACUGGAGAUUCGGAUGUUUGGUGCGGGCCAGCUAAACUCUCGAUGUGAAGCUGUCCCAUGAUGCAACAUGAUUCCCCACCGCCUGCAGUGACAAUGAUGGCCACCCAGAGCGUUCCUCCUCCAACGUACCAGGAAAGUCAACAGAUGACGGGCACCACGCAGCAGAACUCCAAGACCCCACAGGUCCAUAUCCCAGCAGCCUCUGCAGCAGGAAAUAACUCUGUCAGUGUGACCCUUGACCCCCAGGCCCAGCUUGAGUCUGACAAGAGAGCUGUUUACAGGCAUCCGUUGUUCCCCCUGCUGGCUCUGCUGUUUGAGAAAUGCGAACAGGCCACGCAGGGAUCCGAAUGCAUCACGUCGGCCAGCUUCGAUGUAGACAUUGAAAACUUUGUCCACCAGCAAGAACGAGAACACAAGCCCUUCUUCAGCGAGGAUCCGGAGCUUGACAACUUGAUGGUGAAGGCGAUCCAGGUAUUACGGAUCCACUUACUGGAGCUAGAGAAGGUCAAUGAGCUCUGUAAGGACUUCUGCAAUCGCUACAUCACCUGCCUCAAGACCAAAAUGCACAGCGACAACCUUUUGCGCAACGACCUCGGAGGGCCCUACUCUCCGUCCCACACCAGCCUCAGCAUGCAGCAGGAACUAAUUCAGACCUCCUCUCCAUCCAUGACCUCUGUCUCCAGUUCUGUUAACUCUUCAGGGAUUGUGGUGCCUGCCGGAGGCCUGCAGCAAAGCAACGUCGCCAUGACCACCAUCAACUCACAAGUGGUAUCAGGUGGAACCUUGUACCAGCCGGUUGCCAUGGUGACGUCGCAAGGGCAAGUGUUAACGCAGGCACUACCUCCAGGAACCAUCCAGAUUCAGAACUCGCAGGUAAAUGUGGACUUGUCAUCUCUUUUGGACAGUGAAGACAAGAAGUCAAAGAACAAGAGAGGGGUCCUGCCCAAACACGCCACCAACAUCAUGCGUUCCUGGCUCUUCCAGCAUCUCAUGCAUCCAUACCCAACAGAAGAUGAGAAGAGGCAGAUCGCUGCACAAACCAGUCUCACCCUCUUGCAAGUGAACAACUGGUUCAUCAAUGCCCGGCGCCGUAUUCUUCAACCCAUGUUGGAUGCCAGUAAUCCUGACCCGGCUCCUAAAGCAAAGAAAAUGAAGUCCCAGCACCGCCCCACACAGCGCUUCUGGCCAGACUCUAUCGUGGCUGGAGUACUACAGACGCACAGAUCUCAGACUGUGAACAACUCAGAAAACCCGCUCAGCAUGGACGGCCUCCAGUCGCUGACCUCAGACUCCGCCACCCUGGCCAUGCAGCAGGCCAUGCUGGGAGCCGACGACUCCAUGGACGGCACGGAGGACGACGAGGACGAGGAGGAGGAGGAGGAGGAAGAAGAGGAAGGCAUGGAUGAAGAAGAAGAAGAGGAGGACGAAGAAGGGGAGGAGGAACAUGACAGAGGACGGCAGCUGCCCGGCAGGGGAGGGGGACGAAGAGAGCUCAGCAUGGAUGCGGGAGACGAGCUGGAGUACGUCUCUGUUAUCACCGGGUAGGUAUCCAGAAUGUCAAUCGCCCAGGCAGCGGCCAAGGCCAUGCUAUCAGAUGCCCUGCUGCAGGACGGCUCUGGGAUAUACAGGAUCAACCACCUGGAACUGGAGCUUCCUCUGGACAAGGUCAUCAAGUAUGUGUCUGUGGGCCUCCCACUAAUGCUGGUUUGCAUGGCCUUCGCCCGCGAGAUCUCCCUGGGGCCUCAAAUCAGCUGCUUCCCUCCCAGCAAUUUCACAGUCAAGCAGGCCGGCUAUGUCGACACGUACUGCUGGGAUUCUCUCAUGCAUCACGAGUUUGACGGCGACGGGAACUUUGAGGAGCGCUCUCUCUGGGUGCACAAAAUGUUUCCGUACUCCCUGUUGGCCAUGGCCAUCCUGAUGUACCUGCCGGCUCUCAUCUGGCGCCAGCUUGUCACGCCCACACUGGGCUCAGACCUCCUCUUCAUAAUAGAUGAACUUGACAAGUCUUACAACCGAUCAGUCCGACUGGCCCAAAGCAUUCUGGAUAUGCGGCAGAAUACGAGAAACCCGCUCACAUUUCAGGCUGAGCUUCAAAGAGCCAAGCGGAAGAGAUACUUUGAGUACCCCCUGCUGGAGAGAUACAUGCAGUGCAAGCAAAAUUCUUACUUCCUCGUCAGCAUGCUGUUUUUGCGGGGCUUCCUCCUCCUGACCUUUAUGACCUCUGCAUGCCUGUAUCUUGCGUACUUCCACCUUUCGGCCCUACUGCAGGAUGAGUUCAACUGCUUUGUUCGCACAGGCGUGCUGCGGGAUCAGAACUGGAUUCCUGAACUGGUUCAGUGCAAGAUGAUUGGGCAGCUGGUCUUUCAGGUGAUCAGUGUGGUCAACGGAGCAAUCUACCUCCUGCUGGGACCCAUCGUCCUUUUCAGCAUUAUUCGACUCUUUGUUUGGGACACUAGCUUCAUCUCUGUGUAUGAGGUCCUCCCAGCCCUGGAUCUCAUCAACCGCCAACGACUCGGCUGCCCACUGAAUGACCUCAACGUUCUCUUGCUGUUUUUGCGUGCUAACGUAGCUCACCUGAAGUCCUACGGGCAGGUGAGAGCUCUGUGCUCUCUUGCACCGCCUCAAGUGGGCAGCGCAACAGCCGGGCAGGGCUUGAACGCUAUGCUGACGCAGGAAGAAAUAGAGGAACGCGAAGAAGCCGCGAUGGAGCUCGCAGAAGAAAUAGGGGAGGCCAAGGAGGAAGGAAAGCUCAACUUGGUGGACAUCAUGACUAUUCUGGGAGCGGCUCAGGGAAGAGUGGUGAACUGCAGUGAGAAGAAGCCCCUAAUGGAAGAAAAUAUGAGCCUGGGUACCACAACACUUAUCUAUACACUCAAACGUAUACUUUUAGCAUCUAUUUUCAUUUUCAUCAUCUGGGACGUGCAGAAAAUCAUUAAGUAAUCUCCAGAAUGCUACUGCUGCUUACAUGCUGCUUCUCACAUUGUUGUGUCAGGAGAUUAAACAUAGAGCCAAACCACCAGGGGUACCAUGAGUUGAAGGAGACUGCACCAUUUAGUCAGUACUAGACCUUCAAUGGACUCAAUCAAUGUGAUAGCAAUGGGGAGGGAGAGGGGGAUGGACACCAGUUGGGGCUCAGCACUCUAGAAAAAAAAAAAAAAAAGAGCCUCCUUUAGAAUUUCAGGUCAAAUUGUUCUGACUAGAAAUAUCAAUCAGGUAUGGAUCUGUCAGGUUUUAGCUUCUGGGCAUGUGUAGCUGCCACAGAUCUUUCUUCUGUCUUUCAGCAGAGACCUUGAUGUAUUUUUGAAAAAAAGUGUCAAAGGAAAGUUUGUGUGGAAAACAUAAAAAACGUGGUUCUUGUAAUUAUGUUGCCAGGAUGCCACUUGUCAGGAGACAACAGCUCAGGCUUUCUGCUUAGUCAGUAUUUAUUUGAUGUCAAGAGACAAAAGCUCAUGUUAAAUGGAAACUGCCGUAUGAUUGUGCUGCAUGAUCUUAGUACUCUGUCAGUGAAUUUUCUGUGACAUCCACUGUAACAUUUAAUAAGUAUUACUUAUCCACCUUGUUAUGCACUUGCUUUUCUGAGACAGCUUGCUUUUAUAAUCUUUCUGUUAUUUUAUAUUCACUUCAACUUCAAAUAAAGUUCUUGGUGUCAGUA